Messenger RNA from Moesziomyces aphidis, 273 nucleotides. The record is from the annotation of a GenBank genome assembly. Lineage: Eukaryota; Fungi; Basidiomycota; Ustilaginomycetes; Ustilaginales; Ustilaginaceae.
AUGAUCGCCUCCGCCGUCCGUCUCUCCGCCGCCCUUGGCCGCCAGCCCGCCCUCGCGGUCGGCACCACCACCAUGACCGCCGGUCUGCGCACCUCGGCCGUCUCUGCCGUCAUGGCCUCCACCACCCUCCGCCGUCAGGACGGCCGUCUGUGCUCCAAGAACAGAAUGCAAGUCAUUCUUGACGCUUCUGCCCCGGCACCGGCUGCCAAGGAGCCCAACUGGGCCAACGUCUCCGCUCGCAUUCGCGACGCCAAGGACCUUGCCGGCUGCUAA